Amoebophrya sp. A25 is the source of this 2407-nucleotide messenger RNA. NCBI's taxonomy places the organism in Eukaryota, Dinophyceae, Syndiniales, Amoebophryaceae. The record is from the annotation of a GenBank genome assembly.
AGCAGACGAUCCUCCAUCACCAGAAAAAGUCAAACCUGGUUCAUUCCGCUACCGUAGUAGGCGAGUCGCCGCGGAUCUGGAACUCUACGUGAAGAGAACAAAGAAAGUGCUACGAAGAGAGUGGUCUAAAGAAGUAGAGCCUAGGCAACGAGAACAAGAAAACGUCAGCUGCAAUAUAAACGAAUUAUACGAGGACACGACACCUGAAUACGACACUCCUCAACGCCAACGACGAUCUCAAGUUUUCUUGUUUGCCCCUCCUGACGCUGACAGACAGGGACAUCAUGGGCAGGACCCUUCCGAUCAUGUAGACCAUGGAGAUGCACCGGAACGUACUGGAAGUGCCUCCAGCACUUCCGCUCAAAUCGGCGAAAGCAGAAAUCAAGUCCAUGAUCAAGAACGUGUAGCGCUCAAUGAAGAUGAGCAUACCAGACUCCUUCGAGUACAUGGACUUGGACAUAGACAACAUGGUCGUGGAGCUGCUAGUGCUAGCCGUGAUGAAGAUGUUCUUCUUGUUGGUCGUGUUGAGGGUGCUGAAGUUAGAAGAAGAAUACCUGGAGGAGUGCGGUUAUUUGAUCAGCCAGCGGCUGGCACAACUGAACAAGACCCGCAUGUUGCUACCGCAACUAGUCCAACGGCGCGUCUCCCUUUCCCGCAUAAUGACCAGCGCAACAUUAAGAGUAGGCUAGAGGUGCUUCUGUUGCCGUUUGUUUUGCCUCUCUCCCUUAAUUAUAGGCAGAGAAAGGCAGAACAAUAACGAGAAACAGAAAUACCAAAACUCUACCUCUAACAACAACAACAUCAUCGUUCGUCCAUUUCUCCCUACCAGCAAAGAACGCGCUGAGAGCACUGAGACUCUCUCCCAGGCUAUCUCCUUCUGCGAAGGUCUGCUUGAAGGGGAGAUGCUGACGAUGUUUUACCUCUUCAAAGACUCCUUUCACAUGAAUCCGGCUCCGAUAGGGCUCAUACUUGGCGCUACGCACAUUCCCUUCCUGUUCAAGCCGUGGAUUGCUCAUUGGGUGGACGAUGGAGGAAGUAAAGGAUAUCGAUCUAUCUCCGGACUUUUUGUUAUGGCUGCUGAUUAUCCGAGUAGAUAAUAUUACAGAUACCUCCCUUACACUCUUAGUCUCAGCACUCUACUUUCAGUAUUUUUAAGAUAUAUCAGUUUAUCCCUAUCAAUGAAUGAAUGUGGAUCCGUCAGACUCGUCAGAGAGAUUUUUUAGUUGGAACAAGUACAUGUACAACUAUUAUUUUUAUUAAGGACCGUUAGCUGCUGCUAGCAGUAGCUCUAAUGUCAGACCAGCAGCUGAAGACGACUCUGAAAGCGAGAGUGGUUUUGGCAUGGAAGAAUUGCAAAUGCACAAGGAACGAAAGGAUUUGCAGAGGAGGAAAAGAAUUUUGUUGAUCUCAAGUUUUGCGAGUGUCGCCGCACAUCUUUUCGUCUCUGGAAAAUACCAGGCACUGACUUUUACCUGCUUCCUAGCAAUGCGAGUCAGCAGUUGCUUGACGCAGUCCGUUGCACAGGCGUUAGUGGUUACGGGGUCACGAGAGAGGGAACAAACACAGGAUGCUGCGAAUGUUCAAGCUCAAGAACUGGCUGUACGCUCGUUAGGUUCAACUGGAACACGGGGAAUGGAGAGAACUACAGGCAGUUCUUCGUCGUCCACGAAUCUGCAAAACGAAGACAACGUUGAGGUUGCUGCCACGGCGGUCGCUGGUUUCUUCUACACAAGGGCUGCGGGUGCCCUCGUCGCCGCAUAUGGAAGCGGAACAUUGCUGACUUACGGCGUCAGACCGGAAGCUCUCUUUCGCGCCAUGAGCCUGUUUCCAGCAGCCAUUGCGGCUGUCACCAUCGCCUAUCAACAGCGAGUGUUUGAGCCCGUUGGGGAUGCAGCAGCAGUAUUGCGAAGGAGAUCGCAAUUUGUGAACUCCAAUGUUCAAGUGGGCGAACGUAGAGGUGGAGGUCAAGAAGUAGAUGGCAGAGGCGAUCCUGAGAAUGUUGCACACCAGUCUACUUCUAUGACAACUAGAGGUGGACAAAGUCAACAAACUCUGCCUACGCCACACAACAAUGUCCAGCUGAAUCGAGCCUCUUCGGCAAGUGCGGUUUUUACAAGGGAGUAUUCUUACCAAGUCUCCGAAAUAGACCAUCACGAAGAUCAUGGAAAGGGGUUGAGCAUUUCGGACUUAGCUAAAAGAAUGUACGAGGACGAGCGAGUUUUUGUACCCGCAACAUUUGUGAUGCUGUACAUGAUUUUAAGGGUAGGCUAAAGGAGUUCACGUUACCGCUUGUUUUGCCGCUCUUAAGGGAGAGAGGCAGAACAAACGGGGCACGCGAACACCAAAAACCUACCUCUAAUGAUUGGCCCCAACUACGACGACGCUUUGAACUUCUUCUUCAUCAACC